GCAGGACCAAAAGAAUGAAAAUCAGCCCCUUUAGUCGAGACUCAGCACUCCAUUAUAGAAACAGACAUGGGAAAUAAUUGUUUUCUAUGAGUGGGCGGAAGAGAAACUGAAACUAAAAAAGAUGUCUCCCAAAAAUCUGGACGUGCACCGAGAUCUGUGCCCCCCUUGCUGAUCCCAGGACGGCUGCGUGGUCCGUGCUGAUGCUGUGAAAGCGCGAGGUGCAGCUCUGCGGGCGCAUGCAUUUGCGCGUAGUGGCGGGUGGGAGGCGCUGUAGGGCUUGCGUGAACGCAACAAAGUGAAAGGGGAGGAGCAGCGUCGGGGAGAAAAGUGGCCACACGGUGUGCCAGCCCGUCCGAGCAGUCGCUUACAUCUCAGAUCCGCCGCCGAGCAGGGAGCACAGCGAGACGCGUCAGCCAGCGAAGUCCCCGUCCACUCCACUUGGUGACGUGCGGAGCGGCGCACAGACAGGCCACUUACCGAGCCGCGCACAGCCGCCACCGGCGCACACUCCCGUUCCUUUUGCUGUAAAAUGCAACAGCAGUCUUUGCGGGAUAAAGACAGCAUUCACACGUAAAGCAGCGCCGUAGCGAAACAAGGACAAACGCCGGGGGACAGGAGCAGCGAGCGAGCGAGCGGCCGGGGAGGCAGGGGGAGUUUAGACGGAGCACGGGCACUUGUCCUAUCAUGAAUGAACGAGAGGAGGAUCAUCAGUUUCACUGCCAUCCCUCUGCUGAGGACCAUAGCCCAACAAAUGGUGUGUGCGGCGCUCACGUUGUGCGCAAGCGCUCCUGCAAGGAGGAAAGAACUAACUUCACGUCUCAGGGACGGUGGUAGAAACCGAAAGGGUUAGUGGAAUAGGGAAAUAGGUGUGUAGGUGUGCGCGUGUGUGUUUGUGUGAGUGUGUGUGUGUGUGUUAAGGUGACUGCGACAGUUCAGUUUUAAUAAAGAUUCAAAAAUGGCUCUUAAUCAGGUGUAGACGGCAACACUCAAAAGAUCUAAUUUGUCUGUGAUGAGCAUCCCCAUCCACCAGAGACCAAAGGCCUGCCCCCGUUGUUCCCUCUGAAAGGAAGAGGAAGUGAUGUCACGCCACCACCACCGCUUUGAGAGGGACUAUCGGGGACCCUGGGAUCGGAGAGACAUCCGUCCCUCAGGCCUGCACAAUGGAGGAGCCAAUCAUAGCUGUGCCUCUGCCGUUGUCAAUGGCAACAACCGCCCGGGGCUCCUUCCCCUCCCAGUCAUCCCCUCCCUCCUCCCCACCCCGGUCACAGUUGCCGUGACAACAUCGAGCAGCGACAUAGCGGUCAAGCGAGGCAUCACGGCAGCAGGAUCAGUGGCUCCGGCGUCGGCCAAGGUCUCCGGUCUGUCUCCUGGAGACAGCCAGACCCCAGGACUGCUGCUGGCUCCGGGGGUGAGGUGGGGACAGACGCCCAUCAACCAGCUCACACCCUGGGAUACAGAUGAGCCUCCCACCAAGCAACAUCGAGACAGCGAGCCCACAGGUCCGGCCUGGGCUGCACCAGUAGCAGCAGUGAGUCAGCCCAGUCUCCUUCCCCACACCUACGCCCUCCCCCAGCCGCCUUCUUUCAGCCACAGCGUGACCGCGCAGUCUCCCAUCAUAGGGGUAACCCCAUCCAUCCAGACACCGGUACCCCCGCAACACCCUCUCAUGACCGCCCACUUCCAGCUGACGCCGCAGUCCACCCAGCAACCGCCCACCAUGGUGCUGAGCAUGCCCAGCCAGCCUCCGUACGCCUCCGCUCAGCCCACGGUCGCACCCUCAGCCCUCGCUGCUCAAGGCAACCAGGUGGUUCAUCCAAACCCCCACAGCGUGAUGGGCAACGGCCACUUAACCUCUCACCCAGGCCUCAUCCAGCCCCCCGCCCUGCCUCUGACAAACGGACAGGCGGCGGCUGCAGCGGCGGCGGCGGCGGUGGCGGCAGCGCAGGCCCAGCCCACAGCUGCAGACAAUCAGGAAGGUCCUAACGGGCUGCAAAUGCUGCGGACAGUCGGGAUGGGGAAGUACGAGUUCAGUGACCCGGGACAUCCGAAAGAGAUGUUGAAGGAGCUGAACCAGCAGCGCAGAGCGAAAGAGUUUACAGACCUGAAAAUAAUUGUUGAAGGCAAAGAGUUUGAAGUCCACCAAAAUGUUCUAGCUUCCUGCAGCUUGUAUUUCAAGGACCUGGUGAAAAGGUCGUCGGGGGAGACGCGGAGCGGGGAGGUGCUGGAGCUGAACAUGAGCAACAUCAGCGCCGACGUGCUGGAGCAGCUGCUGGAGUUCGUCUACACGGGAUCGCUGGUCAUCGACUCGGCCAACGCCAAGACGCUGCUGGAGGCCGCCAACAAGUUCCAGUUCAACACCUUCUGCAAAGUCUGUGUCUCCUUCCUCGAGAAACAGUUGACUGCGGCGAACUGUCUGGGAGUGCUGGCCAUGGCUGAAGCCAUGAGCUGCACGGAGCUCCAUAACAUGGCCAAAGCCUUUGCUCUGCAGAACUUCCCCGAGGUGGCAGGACAGGAGGAGAUUUUGAGCGUGUCCAAGGAGGAUCUGGUGGCCUAUCUGUCCAACGACAGUCUCAACACCAAGGCUGAGGAGCUGGUCUACGAGACGGUCAUCAAGUGGAUCAAACAGGACUCCAACUCCAGAGUGCAGAAUUUGUCAGAGCUGUUGGCGGUGGUGCGUCUUCCCUUCAUCCACCCGUCCUACCUGCUGAACGUGGUGGACAACGAGGAGCUGAUCAAGUCGUCGGAGGCGUGCCGCGAUCUGGUGAACGAGGCCAAGCGCUAUCACAUGCUGCCCCACGCGCGGCAAGAGAUGCAGACGACCAGGACUCGGCCGAGGCUCUCUGCCGGUGUAGCGGAGGUGAUAGUUCUGGUGGGAGGGCGCCAGGCGAUCGGGAUGAACCAGCGCUCCCUGACAGCAGUCACCUGUUUCAACCCCCAGAACAGUAAGUGGUACCCGCUGGCCAGCCUGCCCUUCUACGACCGCGAGUUCUUCAGUGUCAUCUCGGCGGGAGACAACAUCUACCUAUCAGGUGGCACAGAGUCCGGUGUGAUGGUGGCUGAUGUUUGGUGCUACAUGUCCCUGCUGGACAACUGGAAUCUGGUGUCCCGGAUGACGGUGCCGCGCUGCAGACACAACAGCCUGGUAUACGACGGCAAACUCUACACCAUCGGAGGACUGGGAGUAUCAGGGAACCUGGACCACGUGGAGAGGUACGAUACCAUCACAAACCAGUGGGAGACGGUCUCACCUCUUCCCAAGCCGGUCCACUCCGCGGCCGCCACGGUGUGCGGAGGGAAGGUGUACGUGUUCGGAGGCGUGAACGAGGCCGGGCGCUCGGCGGGCGUCCUUCAGUCCUACGUACCGCAGAGCAACACCUGGAGCUUCAUCGAAUCACCCAUGAUAGAUAACAAAUACGCCCCUGCAGUGAGUCUAAAUGGUUUUAUAUUCAUCCUGGGAGGAGCCUACGCUCGAGCCACCACUAUCUAUGACCCAGACAAAGGCAACAUCAAGGCCGGUCCCAACAUGAAUCACUCGCGGCAGUUCUGCAGCGCGGUGAUCCUGGACGGGAAGAUCUACGCCACAGGGGGCAUCGUGAGCAGCGAGGGUCCAGCGCUCGGCAACAUGGAGACCUUCGACCCGUGCACCAACGCCUGGACUCUCCUGCAGUCGCUGCCCUGUCCGCUCUUCAGACACGGCUGCGUGGUAAUCAAAAAGUACAUUCAGAGCGGCUGAGGGGUGGCCGGUCAUCACCGGGUCGACGCCAAACACCAGCGGAGCUCCAGGUUGUGGGACGAUGUGCGAGAUGGCAGCUUAGGGCCGAGCCGGUCGGUCGGUCAGAGACCUCUGGACUUGACGCCAGCAUCCAUCCACCCCGUUACUUGUCCCACCCCACCCAACAACAACAACAAAAAAAAAGCCCUGUGCAGAAUGUACUCAUGUUCAACUACUCAGCCAUGUCAGGUGACGAAGCCUAACCUCCAGUACUGUAUGUGUCAUGGUAGUAGUUCAUCCAUCCAGGCACAGGGGCCCUCUUAGUAAACUACAAACUCUUUUGUUUUUUUGGUUUUUUUUGAUGAAGUCGUCAGUGAUUCAGUUCCGUCUUUUCCCGAUCUCUGUUAACUCAUCACCUCUCUGUCUGUUUACGGACUCGGCACAGUGAAAGCCAUCGCGGGUCUAAAACUUUUGUCCCUUUUUUCAGAGUUGUGUUCGACAGGUGUAGGUUUCAUAGUCAUUCGUUAGAGCGCAGUUUCUUUUUUGGUGUACGAGCAUUUUUCAGUGGUGACAUCUACAGGACAGGAGGAAAAAAAAAAAGUGAAGGAAGGGAAUCCACCGACUGUUUUCCUCUUUAUCAGUUGACUUGACGAGUUUCUUCUCUCUCCGCUGUAUCAGGAAGUGAAAUUCCCUCCUGAGCGUGCAGAUUUAUGAGGUGAUUUUAAAAACAGAUUUUGAACGCUGUAUAACCCGGUUCUUUUAAUGGCUUGCUAAACAUAGGAAAAACCAUAAAAUCUGGGUCAGGUGGGGUUUAAAGAGAGAAAAUCUUUAUUUUUUUUUUCUUUGUUCCAGCCUGAUUGAGAUAUCGUCUGGAGCGCGAGGUUGGUUGGCCUGUUUAUUUCCCCUGUUUGAUUCAUUCUCUCUUGCUCUCUGGGACAAAGACAGCAUUACAUUGAGAGAGAGGAGGGAAUUCAUCCUUCCACUGACGUCUGAUCAGAUGCUCGAGUUGGGACAGUUCCUCCGGAAAAAAAGCACAAUAACCACCCGUGACUGUUAUCAUAGACGUUUAUCUGUUGAUCCAUGGUUCAUGUCUUUCCAUCUGAUUACUCCCCCAACACCACCUUCUUUUUGUUUUAUACAAAUGUUUUCAUUGCAACCCACAAAAUGAUGUUGGGUUGGUAUUCUGUAAAUACAGGAAGGAAAUAUGUAUAUUUUAAAAACCUGAAGGCAAUUCUGUAUAAAUGUUUUUAGAAAAAAAAACAAAAAAACUGAUAGGUUGGAUUCAAAAAUGGUAUGUCUGUAAAUCUGUACCCAGAAAGGAGAAAUUAACAGUUGUUAUUAUUGAAACCUAAUACAUAUACCAGAACAUAAA
Acanthopagrus latus (yellowfin seabream) is the source of this 5084-nucleotide messenger RNA. RefSeq names its product kelch-like protein 29. The transcript has 16 exons. The record is from RefSeq and is a predicted model, not a curated record. Bases 1079 to 3733 code for a protein of 884 amino acids. Gene Ontology annotation, molecular function: protein binding. NCBI's taxonomy places the organism in Eukaryota, Metazoa, Chordata, Actinopteri, Spariformes, Sparidae.